Messenger RNA from Lytechinus variegatus (green sea urchin), 2258 nucleotides. Its product is annotated as E3 ubiquitin-protein ligase RING2-like. Gene Ontology annotation, molecular function: chromatin binding; ubiquitin protein ligase activity. Bases 159 to 1349 code for a protein of 396 amino acids. Gene Ontology annotation, cellular component: PcG protein complex; ubiquitin ligase complex. The transcript has 10 exons. The record is from RefSeq and is a predicted model, not a curated record. Lineage: Eukaryota; Metazoa; Echinodermata; Echinoidea; Temnopleuroida; Toxopneustidae.
UUUUCCUGUCCUUAGCUGAGUUUUCCGCUCAUGAAAAGCUGAAUUUGAGCUUCUGCAUGAAAUAUAAUUAAUGAAUAAUUGGAUCGGUGCAUAUCUAGUUUGAUUAUUUUUUGUCUGAAUUCAUUUAGAUCUCCUGAAUUUCUACGAAACCAGAGAAAAUGGCUGUUACACAGGCAAGUGGAAAUUCCCAACCAAGCAAAUCAUGGGAAUUGAGCCUUUACGAGCUUCACCGAUCCCCGCAAGAAGCGAUCACCGAUGACACCGAGAUCGCAGUGUCUCCCCGGAGUCUACACAGUGAGCUGAUGUGCCCUAUAUGUCUUGACAUGCUAAAGAAUACAUAUACCACCAAGGAAUGCUUACAUCGUUUCUGCCAGGAUUGCAUCAUCACAGCGCUUCGAAGCGGGAACAAGGAGUGCCCGACGUGUCGUAAAAAGCUCGUCUCCAAGCGGUCUCUGCGGCCAGACCCAAAUUUCGAUGCCCUCAUCUCAAAGAUCUAUCCCAGCAGAGAUGAAUACGAAGCUCAUCAGGAGAGGGUUUUGGCCAAACUCAACAAGAGACAUAACGCUACUGCUCUAAGCUCUAGUAUUGAGGAAGGGCUCAAGGUACAAGCUUUGAACAGAGCGCAAAGAGUUCCACCAAAAAGGAAACCAGAAUUCAACCUUGCUGGUGGCGAGCUACCCCCAGAUGACUCCGCCCUUGACCCCGCCCAGUGCGGAGGUGGUGGUGAUGGGGACCUGAACGGCGACCCUCAAGCACCGGCAGGCCCGGAGGGAUUAGCGCUUGCCCCUCCUCCCUCUGCACCCCUGACACCCCCGUCGGAAUCCCCUCAGGAGGAGAGGAGAUUAAUGAGAUCGCAUUCGGAGGAUUUAUCAUCUAGUCAAGGGUGCAAUUCAUUCCAGGAUCGGGAUUCUCUUCAGGCGAUGAAACGGGCAAGAACAUCGGAUGAUUCCAGUAGUUGUGGAGACGUGGAGGGAGAGGGGGAGGGUAGUAUCGACUUACCAGACCCAUCUAAUGAGAUAGAGUUAGUCUUUAAGCCUCACCCUGAUGAAGUCAACCAUAUGUUUCCUUACAUGGUGAGAUACCUCAAGACAUCGGCCCUUGCUUCAAUAGAUCACCUAGCCAAGUACCUAUCUAUGAGGAUCGCUCUCGAACUAAGAGAUGCUGGUUCAAUGGACAGUCAGAGUUCGUCCAAUCAGAACGAGGGAAAUUGCGGAGAGUUCACUAUCUUCAUCAGUCCAUCACCGUGUCAAUUCCAGCCAUUGAAUGGUAACCUAACCCUCGAACAGGUCAACGAGAGACACUGGAAAGUUAAUAGGCCAUUGGAGAUGUACUUUCUUGGUAAGAAGUGAGAUGGGAUACCAGUCUUUGUUUAUAUGACAGCAAUUGAAUGGUAAUUUAACCCUUGAACAGCUCAACGAGAGACACUGGAGAGUUACCGGUAAUAGGCCAUUGGAGAUGUAUUUUCUCGGUAAGAAGUGAGAUGGGUUACCAGUCUUUGUUUAUAUGACGACAGCAAUUGAAUGGUAACCUAACCCUUGAACAGAGCAACGAGAGACACUGGAAAGUUAAUAGGCCAUUGGAGAUGUAUUUUCUCGGUAAGAAGUGAGAUGGGUUACCAGUCUUUGAUUAUAUGUCAGCUUGUGAAUGGUAACCAAACCUUUGAACAAGAUGGUGAUGGACCCUUAGAGAUGCACUUUUUCUCUAAGAAAUGAAAUGGGUUACCAGUCUUUGUUUAUAUGAAAGCUCUUGAAUGGUGACCAAACCCUUUGGCAAGAUGGUGAUGAACACUUGUUAGCACAUAAAACAUGGGAGAUGCAGACCUUUAAAAAGUGAGAUGGGUUACCACUCCCUGUUUUUGACAGGAAUAUAAUGGUUCCCAAACCCUUUAGCAAAGCAUUGACAGAUACUUAAAAAUUAUUAUGCCUUUGGAGACGCACACCUGAGAUUUGUGACAUUCAAUGAAUGAUUCCUGAACCUGUCUAUGAGUCCCAGGUACCUGUAUCCCACCCGAAAACUUCCUAGACGCAAACAAUUAGGACAAAAUUCUCAAAGGAAGUUUUAAAAACCCACGGUUGAACCCAUGGUUAUGCAGAUUUCCUGUAUAAAUUACACUUAAUUUAGUGUGUGUCAGGGAUGUGUGUAAAAAAUGUCUAAUGCCGAUGCGCACUGUUUCACAGUGCGCCAAUUUGACGCCUGUUACCAAGGUUUGAUACGCUAUUUUAUCCAUGAGUCCACUGUUUUUAAUUAAUGAGUCCACU